UCCCCCCAAAAUGUCUGCCACUGUUGGUCUGUCGGCACCAGUGACCACGUUAGAGACAAUCCAGCUCGGCGAUCGGCUGCUUGCACUCGCCGCGAUGGGACCUCAUUUGCUUGCGUUUGAUGCGCGCGGUGGCAAGCGAGUGCCUGUCGUCGAGUGGAGCGAGCGGGACGUUGGCGACGGCGCUGUGCAGGAUGAUGCUGAUCCCAGUAACAUUGGCCUGGCUGAGCACGCUCGGCGACGACCGCUGCUGCUCGAUCCGCUCGGGGAGCGCGGCUCGUGGCGCAUCCAUGGCAUCCGACGCGGUCAUCGUGAUGCUGCACGCCCGCGACCUGCGCCGUUCCAAGACGCUGCCCAGCCGCUGCUGCUGUUUGGCCAAAAGUCGUGCGCGCUCAUCACAGUGGCGACCCGGCAAGCACCACCGCAGUCAUCGUCCAGUGGAGCUGAUGAUGAUGCUGGUGAUGCUGAUGCAGGUAGUAGCUCGUCAAUAGUGCUGCUCGUCGAUCGCGUGUCGACGCUGCCCGAGGCGUGCGACUGGAUUCUGGACGCCGCAUGGCUGCACGAGCAGGACGACGCGCUGAUCGCAUUGGCACUCGCGCACAAUAUGGCUCAAGUCUGGAAUUGGAAAUCGCAGACGCUGUUGCGUCACAUCCAGUGCCAAGAACGAUGCAUCAACUACUGCGCAAGGUUUAGCGGCGAUACACUGGAUUCGCUGUUGCUUGCCACGGGCACCGUGUUCAACUCGGUUCUCGUCUGGAAUUUGCAACGCGACCCGAACGUCAAUCACUCGCAGACAGUUCUCCCGCCGCGGCUUGCUCGGCAAUGUCCCAAUCCUCAAGCAGUCGAACUAGUGUUUGCGCCAGCACGAGUCGAAUGCAAGGGGCACACUGGUGUGUUGUUUUCAGUGAGUUUUGACGCCACCAGGCAGCGGUUGUGUUCAGUCUCCGACGACCGUACCGUUCGAUUGUGGUCGAUUGCUGCUGCACUCAAAGAAGCCAGCACAACAAAGCAAGUCAUUGAAUCUACUUCCACGUUCUUUGGGCAUCGAGCGCGUGUCUGGAGCGCCAAAUUCACGUCGUUUGGAAUUGUGUCUGCCAGCGAGGACUCGACGUGCCGAGUAUGGAGCUUUACCGGCACGCCCCUCCUAGAACUAGAGGGCCGGGACGGCAAAAACAUUUGGUCGCUUGCUGUUCACGAGGCGCAGACCUUGGACGAUUGUGUUGCCGUCACAGGCACGGAGAAUGGCACCAUCCGUUCCUGGUCACUGAAUCGGUUGUACUCACAGGCUGCUUCCUCGCAUCAACUUCCGACGGCCGAUGGUACUCCUGGCUCUGUUGUUGCGCACCGCAUGAGCAAGCGAGAGAAGCGGAGCACCACCGUCUACAGCGAUGCGGGUGCGUCGUGGAUUGCGCCAUGCCCAUACCCAGGCCAACAGCCGAUUCCAAGCAAUGCUCCUCCACAGCCAUCAAACACAAGCACAAAACGCAAGCGGCCGCGAACCCCCGAAACGCCGCGACAUUGUGUCUUUGUGACGGCCAAUUUGGCGCUGAUUCUCUCCGCGCGUGGCGACCUGUUUGCAUUCUUCCUUGAGAGCCGCACAUACCAAUUGUUGCUGGCUGCUGAGCCGCAUGGUGUGUCUUUCUCUGCUGCAUUCGUUUCUGCCUGCAUUGUUCACACACCAAGGCGUGAAGGCGAUCGCGACGAGCUGUGCAUGUUCGUUUGUGGCGCCGCCGAUGGCGUGCUUUCCGUUGGCAUGAUUGCGUUUUCGGCCUCGCCAUCUAGCUGCAACCUGCUUGCUACAGUUCGAUACGAGCAGGAGCGGUUCACCCCGAUUCACGCCUUCCUUCCCGACAACCAGCGUUGCGCUCCCGUCGUUUUCGACUCGUCAAGUGGUGUGCUGCCAUUGUUUGUGGUCAACGCGCGCAACUUUGCGCAUCUUGUUUGGUGGGAUGUUCGUGUGACACUGGGCGACACGACCCUCCUUGAGCUGGUGCGUCGUGGCGAGCUUUGCAUGGGAGAAGGCGCUUUGGCUGGCAAGCCGUCGACCGUUUGCUCGCUGCCACAUUCGUCCAUUGUAGCUGUUGGUGCAGCGAAUGGUUCGUUGCAUUUCUUUGAUCUGACGCGGGCCAGCGGCGCCGUCACCGAGACUCACCAGCAUUUUCCCAGCAAACGCAACGUCUUGCUGCAACAGCCUUGUUUGCAUGAAUUGACUGCCACCGAACCUGCUGGUACCCCAAGCCUGUAUCUCCCGUUGGCUACCAUCUUUAGCCUUCAUGGUCGAGACAAGCGGCUGUCGCACCUCGUUGUCGCUGAAAGUCGACCCGACGCCGCUCUGACCCGCUUUUGCACAUUUGGAGCCGAUGGCUUCCUGAACGAGUUGGAACUUUCGACACAGCAGCUCAGUUCCAGCUCAAGUUCUGGACCGAGCGAACUGGUUUCCCAGCUCAAACUGCACCAGCAUGUCGUAGACGUUGCCCUCCACGCUGCGGAUCUUCCAUGGACCAUCCGACACUGCUCGAGUCGCCUCGUGUCCCGGAAUCCUGGCGAGCGAUUUGUGCCAGCCAUGCAAGGGGAAGCGGGCUCGGCAUUGUCGCGAGCGCUGCCGGCGGCGGGACUUGUGGCGGCGUUUGCUGUGAAUCAGUUUGUGCUGUCCGAUAUUGCCAGUGGCGAAACCUUGGCGCGCAUUCCCUUGUUGACCUCGACCUGCUGGGACGUGCUUGCUGAUCGCCAGUUUGGUUGGCUGUUAAUGUUCAUUGACGAUGAACUUGAAUGCCGCAUUGUGCACGCUCGCCCAGGCGUGGCCUCGUCCUCUGCUUCCUCCUCUUCAUCUGCAUCGGGGCUGGCCGGAACGGCUGGCAUGCCUGCUGCUGAUACGAAAAGUGCAGGUCUGUUGUUGCGUGGCUUCCAUCAUCGUGAAAUCCGAAGUGUGGUUGUUCUUCCUGCUCCACCCCUUGCACCCGCUUGGAACUCCGAUGUGGUGCUGUUUGCUGCGUGUGGCGAAGACACGACUAUUACCAUUGGCGCAAGCAUUGUUCCUCGGCAUUCGGCGGCGGCGGCGGCCGAGAUGCUCCGACCGCUGCGCUUGUUGCUGAGGGUCACUGACCAUGCGGGUGCUGUUCGAACGCUGGCCAGCUUGCCGGAUCCGUGGCAACCACCUGGCAUUCUUCAACAGCCGACUGUCGGACCAGUGUAUUCCUUGUUGCUGUCGGCUGGAGGCGACUGCGCCUUGGUUGCGUGGCGGGUAUGCAUUCACCCCGCUCGGCUACCUGAUUUGCUCGCCGAGGAGUCGACAGCCCUGCAGUCCCUGUCGCCUCCCGUCGCAUUCAGCAAGUUGGCAGUGUGUCAACCCUCUCUGUUAACAUCACUGAGCCAAUUCGAUGCGAAUGAGGAUGAUGUGUCUUCCACCUCUGUGCGCCUGCUUUCUAUCGACGCAAUUACGCUAUCAGGGCAGCACCAGGACACUUUUGUUCUUGUUGCGUGCUCUGACGGGUGGGUUCGGCUCCUUGGACUGAUUGGCGAGGCUGCCGGCUCGCAAGGUGCAGCGUUUGUUCACCUUUCGUCUUCCAACUUGCACCAGAGGUGUCCUCUUGUGGUCAAACUUGCUGCUUUGCACAACUUGGAGCAGCAUGGCACUCAAAUUUUGCUGGCAGCGAGCGCUGCAACCGACGGUCGAGUGAUACUCUGGCACUGUGUUCCCAAUGUCAGUCGCGCCAAUGCAGCCGGUCUUUCUGCAGUGAUGACGCCAAUCGCACAAGUUCGAGCACACCAAUCUGGCGUCAACAGCUUGAGUCUGGUAGAGUUGCCGACCGGAGUGGAGGGCACCACAAGACUUUGCGUUGCCACUGGCGGCGAUGACAACUCGAUCGUCCUGUCAACCGUCGAUCUGGCGCUGUCUGCCACCGGCGACCAGCUCUCUGUGACGCAGGUGCGUGCUGGAAGCACCAGUCAAGGCCACAGCUCGUCAGUCACCAGCGUACACCUUACGCGCAGCUCUGCAGGCGCGCUGGUCUUGCGUUCUGCAUCGAUCGACCAGCGAAUCAACACUUGGAUGAUUGGAGAUUUGUCCAGGCUGGAGCGCAUUUCGACUCCUCCCCUCACAACUCCACUGAGCGACCUUCGGCAGGUUCCACUGCCUCCUCCGGCUGUUCCUGCAGUUUUCAUCCACCACUCGUCCGCAAUUGCACACAUUCCAGAUGUCGGUGCAAUGGAUGUUGUCGAGUUGCCGGUCCAACGGCGCUCGCUUGCUUUGAUUUCUGGGAUUGGCAUCCAUGCCAUUCGUCAGGACGGGAUGUGAAUGGUGCCAUGAAGCGAGCAAAAUAGAUUUUCAUUUUUUUUGUUUCUACCACAAACAGCUAUGUCUCCCGAAAAAAAACAAAA
Molecule: messenger RNA, 4374 nt
Organism: Capsaspora owczarzaki ATCC 30864
Lineage: Eukaryota; Filasterea; Ministeriida; Capsasporidae
Exons: 3
Coding region: 11-4291 (1426 amino acids)
Biological process (GO): tRNA methylation
Cellular component (GO): cytoplasm
Molecular function (GO): protein binding
Source: RefSeq, a predicted model, not a curated record